This is a messenger RNA of Alternaria arbusti, 2418 nucleotides long. RefSeq lists its product as uncharacterized. The transcript is spliced from 2 exons. NCBI's taxonomy places the organism in Eukaryota, Fungi, Ascomycota, Dothideomycetes, Pleosporales, Pleosporaceae. The coding region runs from base 1 to 2418 and encodes 805 amino acids. The record is from RefSeq and is a predicted model, not a curated record.
AUGCCCAUCUUUCAUGAUCCCCAUGACAGUCCACCAACAUCGUCAUUCUUGCCUCAGGCCUUGGCCACCGGCUUUGAAAUGCCGCAUACUCCGGGAUUUGCUGUAGAAAGGAACAUGGAACCCGGCAUGCAGCCAGAAUCGCCGAAAGUCGACCUGCUACAGGAUACGGACCCUGGGUCGCCCAGCCAAAUGCGCAAGCCGUCCAUGUUCGGACGGAAGGACUGGAUGGAAAGGAUUAAACGAACGAACAGUCCAUCGUGGUUGCAGCGGCAAGGUGGCGAUUCCGUAACUGAGCGCGACUCCUCAACCCGACCGACAUCGCAAGACCGACCGACUACACCUCAAUCUUCAUCCGCCGAACUACAAACCUCCCGAAUCUCCACCCCGGAACAUCUCCGUGACCCUGCAGCGGUAGGCCUGGAUAUCGAGCGUCCGCGAUCGGCAUUACACUCUGGAGAUUUUAGAGAGAAGAGAGCGGGCACGGCCUCGGAGAAUGACUCCUCAUCUUCAGGCUUCCUAGCGACUUCCCCGGUGGUGCCUUGGAAUCGCUCGUUCCCGUCUGCAGCUUAUACUUCGAACCGCAACGACGUCUCGUACCCGGUGCCACAUCACCCAGAUGCCCGAAUACCCGCGCGAGCGCGAGCGAUAUCGCAGUCAUCACAGUCACCGUUUAGUUCAUUUGCUUUUCUACCGCCCACAAGCCCGCUUGUCCAGCAAGCAAACAACACAGACUUGGACUUUUCCUCUAGGCCAGGCUCGCGGCAAGGGUCCCGAAGUCCCGACAGAAAUAGUCGCCGGCAUACCUACUCUCCUGCAUCCUUUCAUGACUACCAGUCCACCCAAAUGGCGCGAUCCGCCACCGGAACUCCGGCAGCUCGACACAUUCGCCACAGUGGUUCAAUGCCAUACCAGGCGCACCAACCGCGACGAUCAAUGACUUUCAAUCAGUCUGAGCCUCAAUCUCAGUCGCAAACACCAUUCCUACACGCUCGGCGCCCAUCCUUUUCCUCGGAAGCAUCUCCGUUGCAACACGCCCCCAUGGUCGGUUCAUAUGAGGAGUCUAUACUUCGCGGGCGUAUGUCUACUACGCCUUCGCGGCCUCUUGAUUUCGUCGCCAAGAUUGGUGUACUCGGCAAAGGGCAAUGCAAGUCAAGUCUGAAGUGCCCACCCCACGUCACAGUCCCCUUUCCAGCCGUAUUCUACAGCUACAACACCGGUAACGGUAGGAUCUCAGAUAAUGAGCCGAGCCCUUACGUUGGGCACAUUGACCUGGAAAAUACUUUGCCACCGCCAGAUGAAUGCAGCGAAGCUAGUAAACGUAAGCGACGACAUGUGGUGCCAGCCCCCGAACAAGACGAUCUUGACUUCAAGCUUAAUCUUGGUGAAGAGGAGAGUGGACAGAGCGUGAAAGGAGACCUUCGUCGUAAAGAAAAGAAAAAGCGACGAUCUACGUCUCCCAAGGCACCUCCGGGGGGAUGUUACCGGAUACCGCCGCAGGGGCAGCUACAAAUUGUGCUGAAGAACCCAAACAAAACCGCAGUGAAGCUCUUCCUCGUGCCAUAUGACAUAUCGGACAUGGAGCCAGGUCAGAAAACCUUCAUCAGACAGCGCAGCUACUCUGCUGGACCCAUUAUCGAUAUGCCCGCAUCUUCACGGAGGAACCUGGGAACUGACCGUCCAGAGGCUGCCCUCAGCAACUCGGACGAUCCGAACGACCGACCUAUCUUGCGUUACCUCAUACACUUGCACAUAUGCUGUCCUUCAAAGGGUCGUCAUUACUUGUACAAAAGCAUACGGGUCGUUUUUGCGAAUCGUGUACCAGACGGUAAAGAAAAGCUGAGGAAUGAAAUCCAGCAACCUGAGCCUAGAUACAGCACGUACAAGCCGACGCGAGAUGCAUCAUCGUUGCAAAAGACACAUCUACCGGGAGCUCAACCAGCUACGGACAAGGCUUUCCGUCGACGCAGUGCUGGAUGGCCACUGUCUCAAUUUCAGCACUUGUACGAUCAGCUCGAUGGAUUGAGGCAGCACACUCCAUUACCACCUCCAGCCGUCAAGUUCACUGGAGGUACCACCAACUCCUCAGCAUCAAGUGGCUUCAACUCACCUAUGCCGGAACUACAGCCCAUACCUUUUACGAUCGGUAGGCUCGCUGCAAUCGAGUCACGGCCUAUGUCUCGCGAUCGCAUGGACAUUGAUCCGAAGAGCCCCUUCAGAACACCCAUUACUUCGCCGCGAGCUGGCGUAAGUAGUCCGAAAAGUCAAAGCGAUGGUACCUUUGAGAAGCUCAGCAAAGGCGACAUUGGCUACGGCGGAAAUGCAUUCUCUCCGCUCGGCAGCCCGUCCGCUCCGCCCAAUGCCGGUCUAUUAUCACAGCGGUUGCGCGGUUUGGAUGUUCAGCGCGACGAGGAGGAGUAA